Molecule: messenger RNA, 789 nt
Organism: Osmia lignaria (orchard mason bee)
Lineage: Eukaryota; Metazoa; Arthropoda; Insecta; Hymenoptera; Megachilidae
Gene: imd
Product: death domain-containing immune deficiency protein
Biological process (GO): signal transduction
Molecular function (GO): protein binding
Source: RefSeq, a predicted model, not a curated record
AUGUUAACAACCGAUGCAAAACCUGAUCCACCGCGCAUAAGGAUCGAAGGAUAUACGCACAAUCUAAAUUCUAAUACAGAGAACGAGAAAGUAGAAACAAAAUCAAAAUUAGCUCCUAUUACUCCAGAAGUAGAAUUCGAGGAAAACGAUGUAACAUCGGAACGAACGAAAUCUGUAUUAAACGAUGCGAUACCAACAAAUGCUAAUCCUUCCUCCACUAAACAAAACUUCGACGAUACAAAUUAUUCUGCGACUGAUGAGAAACAACAUAAAGGACCAAAUGUUAAAACAAAAAAGAAGUCGAAACAGUACAGAUAUUCACAAGGAGCACACGUUGUGAACUAUAAUAUAAUUAAUUCGAAUGGAGUGAAAAUUGGUCCGAAGACCAGUUAUAUUUGCAAUAUUAAUCAAUUUUCUUCGAAAGACGCGGAAACAUCGGAAGAAAGAGGGUCGAAAGUAGAAGUUCGUCAGAUGCCGGCGAAUAUCAAAGAUUUGUGUGCUUCUACAGCGGAAAUUAAUUUAGAGGAUAUAUUUAUCAUUAAAACUUACAUGGGACGGGGUUGGAGGGACGUUGCUAGAAAGUUAUUAUAUUCGGAUGGACAAAUUGAUCAAUUCGAAGAGAAUUACAGAUUCAGAGGGAUAGGCGAAGUAGUAUAUCAAAUACUCCUUGAUUGGAAACAAGCAAACACGAAGGAUGCAGAAAUUGGUAAGUUAGUAAAGGUAUUAUGGACUUGUCGCGAAUACGAUUGCGCGGAACAGCUAGUUUCCACCCGAAAAAAUUUGGAGUAA